This is a messenger RNA of Vitis riparia (riverbank grape), 904 nucleotides long. RefSeq names its product universal stress protein A-like protein. The coding region runs from base 207 to 701 and encodes 164 amino acids. NCBI's taxonomy places the organism in Eukaryota, Viridiplantae, Streptophyta, Magnoliopsida, Vitales, Vitaceae. The record is from RefSeq and is a predicted model, not a curated record. The transcript is spliced from 4 exons.
CACGGCAAAGAAAGACAAUGACAGUAGGCGUUGACCGUGAGGUUUUGAUUGGUGGUUCGAGGGGUGCCUGAAUCUAGAAGAAGCCGGAGACAUCUCUGCACAAGAGCUAUAAAUACGAGUUGAGCAGAAUAUUGAGCCACAAGAGCUAUAAAUACGAGUUGAGCAGACUAUUGAGGAGAUCAGAGAUAGAUUUUGUGGCGGUAGAAAUGGAGGGAGUUGGGGAAAAGAGUAAGAGCGACGACAAGAAGAAAAUGAUGGUGUGCAUAGAUGAAAGCGAGUACAGUCACCACGCCCUCAAUUGGGCUCUUGAAAAUCUUCGCGAUUCCCUCUCCAACUUCCAACUCAUCGUCUUCACUGUACAGUCCCUUUCUGAUUUCACCUAUAUCCACGCUUCCACUCUGGGCGUUGCUCCACCAGAUCUGAUUACAGCAGUCCAGGAAAGGCAAAAGAAGGUUGCAUUCGCUCUUCUGGAGCGAGCUAAGGAAAUAUGUGCUCAGUGUGGGAUUGUUGCAGAGACAAUUACAGAAGUUGGAGAUCCUAAAGAGGCUAUAUGUAAGGCAGUAGAAAAGUUGAACAUCCAGUUCCUUGUUCUAGGCAGCCAUGGUCGUGGUGCUUUUGGGAGGGCUUUUCUUGGAAGUGUUAGCAAUUACUGCUCGCAUAAUGCUAAGUGCCCAGUCCUUGUUGUGCGGAAACCGGAGUGAGAGAUUCAUAUCCAUCUUCUCCGAAUGCCAUGUGAUAGUCUCUUUUGGAAAGGAAAAAAAAAAAUGUUUAUGUAAUUAUCAACUUCAAAUAUGUUCCUAUGAAUCACCUCUUUUCAUGUGUAUUCUUUUGAGACUGAGUUUUUAAAUGGCAUGUAAGUUGUUUUACUUUGUGAAGUGAAUAACUAUGGUCCAAGUUGAUUUCC